Messenger RNA from Pyricularia grisea, 2471 nucleotides. RefSeq lists its product as uncharacterized. The record is from RefSeq and is a predicted model, not a curated record. The transcript has 5 exons. The coding region runs from base 125 to 625 and encodes 166 amino acids. NCBI's taxonomy places the organism in Eukaryota, Fungi, Ascomycota, Sordariomycetes, Magnaporthales, Pyriculariaceae.
UUUCGCGCCAACUGCACCAAUGAGCAUGGCUGUUGUGGUGUGACCAACAGUACCAAUAUCUCAGUAACCCCCAUCGUCCCACUAACAACAUUUGUCAUAGCAGUGUCGUGACUUAUUUUCAAAAAUGUUCGCCUCGACACGUCAAUACCACGACGUAUUCCUAGUAAAAUUCAGCCUCGCCAUGGCAGACCCGGACCUGCCUCAGCCGCGAUACCACCACGUCGUCUUUGUCCAAACCAACGCCGACGAUGGUUCCGGGGUGAAAUUCCACGUCGUCGGCGACAUCACCAGCUUCGGCGGUAUGAAAUACGAAUCUACCGAGUUCGGAAACCCGCUCGACGACCCAGCCUUCCACGACAGGGACCUGCUCGGCUUCACCGUCGCCAAUGGGUUCCGCCGCCGCUGGGACGAGGUGCUGGGUAACCUGCCCACGCCGCCAAAGCAAAAGGAGUACAACAUGGCCACCGGAAGGACCGAGCUGGUCAAGACGUGGGAUCCGCUCAUGUUUUAUGCGCCUGGUGAGGAGCGUCGACAGCCCUGGAAGUGCACAGAGUGGACCAUGGAUCACGCCAUUCCGGCCCUAUGGAAGCAUGGCUUGAUCGUGGACGCGGCUAUAAAGGAUUAAAGGGGACUACAAAAGAUCCUUUGACAUCUUUCGGUCGAAGGGUGAGCUUUAAAUGAAAAUACUUCGUGGCAAGGCAAAUUAGAUAAGAUUGGGGCGGAGCUAGGAAUGCUGGUUUUCUCAAUUACUUCCGUGAAAGAGGCGUAAACGAGAGGAGUCUAAAAUCUGGGGAAGAUAAGAUAAGCAGCCGGUGCGGGACCAAAAUUUUGUGGCAGCACGCCCUGGCGCAAAUUGAAGCGAGACCAAGAAAAAGCUGCCAACCUACCGAGAACGACAUCGUCCGCCGAAGCGUGCAGGCGUCCUGGUCAAUUUGAACAUACUCCAAUUCAAUCGGUCAUACACCAAGAUCGUCGACCAAAAUGAAAGAAGCAAAAUCGUCAACCCGGAGCUCAAUCGGAGACUUCUCCAUCCUCCCCAUUUCCUUCCCGCCGACGCGAGCAUACCCCAAAGCCGCCCUCCACCACGUCUACGUGCGACGAAACGCACCCAAGAUCCCGACGCCCGACGACGAACGCAGCCUAUUCCUUGCAAACGUGCCCGUUGACAGUACCGAGGCGCACUUCCGCGCCGUGUUCGCAGCGCUGGCAGGCGCCGGCAAGUUUGAAAGCAUCUCGUUCGACGACGACCGCAGGCGGCGAGCCGCCGAGUCGUCCUCGCUCCGGCCGUCGCAGGCGCUGAGGCUGGCGCAGACGGCACACGGCUCCUCGAAGAAGAGGAAACGCGGCGAGGCCGAGGAGGAAGAGGAGGAGGACGACCAACAGACGGCGCGCACGCUCUUUGAGACGUGGCCGCGCCGUUUGCACUGCAGCGGUGGCACUGCGGUUGUGCUGCUGGCGGAUGAGAGGAGCGUCGAUGUCGUGCUCAAGGCGGUUGGCAAGGUGCACAAGUCCAAAAAGUACCCCGUGUGGGGCGCCGGUGUGGACGAGUCUGCGGCAACGGAGCUGGGCGUCCCAUGGCUGCGUGAGCACAACAGGCUCUGCUUCCCCGACAAGGCGGCGGUGCAAUCAGCUGUGGACUCAUUCUUCGUUCUGUUCAACAAACGCGAGAGGGAAGCGGCCGAGCUGGCCAAGAGGAUGCGCAGCGAACCGGACGAGGACGGAUUCGUCACGGUUGUGCGCGGCGCCGGCAGGUCAGCUCCAGCACGGAGGGACGAGGCCGAGGAGGCAAGGCGGAGGUUGGCGGAGAGGGAAGAGCGCAAGAGGCAGGAGCUGGGCGGUUUCUACCGGUUCCAGCUGCGCGAGCAGAAGAAGGCGGAGCAGGCUGAUCUCAUCCGCCGUUUCGAGGAGGAUCGGAAAAAGGUUUCAGCCAUGAGGGAAAAGAAAGGCAAGUUCAAGCCGGAAGCAUAAGGACAGACGUUGUACGUCACGGAUAUUACAUCACGAAACGUCUCAACAGUCUGUGCUGGGGUCACGGCCACGAACACAGGCUUUUUGCCAACGUUUGGCACAUGUUAAUUCAAAGGAAACUCUUUCAUACUGGCAAGUCCAACGAAUGAAUGAGCAAGAAAUGGUGGGACCUGAAACAUCGGCGUCAAGUCCGGGGUAUUAUUGGGGCCCGCGCUAGAAGGUGAAGAAGUGGCAGAUGUGGUUGAUGACCGGUUGGGUGGCGUCCGAUCUGGCUGGUCGCCUGGGUGCAUGUUGGUCAUUGAUUGCACGACACGGUUCGGAAGGACACUAUUAUGUCGACAUAGCAUGGGGCAACCAAGUUAUGAAAUGUAUGAGGGAACACAAUGUCCCGGCAACAGGGCCAAUAGUAGCCAACAUGAUGGAAAAUCGCACUUGUACUUUUUCCGAAAUAACUUGCAGGAACAUGCCUGUCGAUCCAAGAAAGUAACCCGACGUGGCAUGAG